UGGGGACCCACAUAUUGUAAGGAAUAAACAACAUUCUCCUGACUGAUGUCUCCUUUUGUGGCCUGUUCUGUAAUGGAGAUUCUCAGGUUUAGCUCUCUGCUACCUUGCAGAAAAUGGGCUAAGAGCGAUUGGCUUGUGGCUUCCACUGGAUUAGUCUUGGUCUUGUUAUUCCUCUCUUUCUUCUUCGAUCCCACUGUCCUCCCCUCCAUUACGUCCCCACCUAAUCUGGUCAAACUCAAGUUGUCUAGUACAGCUAAAGAAAGAGGAGCAUUUUGCUUGGAUGGAAGCUUGCCUGGGUACCAUUUUGACAAGGGUUCAGGAACUGGAUCCAAAAGCUGGCUAAUUCAUCUUCAAGGUGGAGGCUGGUGCAACACGAUAGCGUCGUGUUCUGAUCGAGCAAUGACUAGGUUAGGCUCUUCCAACUACUUUGAAGAUGAAGUUGAGUUUCCAGGUGUUUUAAGCAGUGACCCAUCUCAAAAUCCUGAGUUCUUUAACUGGAACAGAGUUGUGAUACGUUAUUGUGAUGGUGCUUCUUUUGCUGGACACCCUGAAGCUGAAUUCAAGAACGGAACAGGGCUUUUCUUCAGAGGCCAACUCAUUUGGGAGGCUAUUAUGGAUGAGCUGUUGUCGAUGGGCAUGUCAGAUGCCAAACAGGGAAUACUUACAGGAUGUUCUGCUGGUGGCUUGGCAACUCUUAUACAUUGUGACUACUUUCGUGAUCAUCUCCCUAAAGAUUCUGAUGUCAAAUGUGUUUCUGAUGGUGGCUUCUUUCUCAACGUGCUUGAUGUACUUGGAAACCCUACAAUAAGAUCUUUCUAUCAUGAUGUUGUGACCUUGCAGGGCGUAGAUAAGAGCUUGGAUCAGAAAUGUAUAACCAAAACGGAUCCAUCUAAGUGUAUGUUUCCUCAAGAAUUCAUUAACAACAUAAGAACACCAGUCUUCCUUGUCAACUCAGCUUAUGAUUCUUGGCAGAUUCAGAAUGUCUUGGUACCAGCUUCUGCUGAUUCAGAUAAGAGCUGGGCAAAGUGCAGACUGAAUAUUAAGGAAUGUGAUGCUGCACAGAUGGAAGUUCUACACGGUUUUCGCAGCUCUCUGAUGGAUGCCAUAGGGAAGUUUAAUCAGAACAAAGCUGGUGGGAUGUUCAUAGAUUCAUGCUUCACUCAUUGCCAGACAGUUACUGCAACAUGGCAUUCCCCAACUUCAACAAGAAUCGAAAACAAGACAAUUGCAGACUCUGUAGGUGACUGGUACUUUAACCGAAAACCGGUUAAGCUAAUUGAUUGUCCUUACCCGUGCAACCCCUCUUGUCCUUGAAGUUCAUUUAAACUUGCCUUAUAAGUUAUAGCUGAAUUGACCAAUCCAUCCGCUUCUGGAUGAAUCCGGUGAGUCACAAAGGGUUUUCUUGUUCUUGAAGCAUGAAGAAUUCUAAUAGAAAAAUUCACCUUCUUUGAAUUUAAAGUAGUUGAUUCGUCACCGAGAGAGACUUUAUUACAAAAGCAACACAUAUUCACAGUCCACAUUGGCAUACUUCCACGUUGGAAUCUCUUGAGAUUGCAUAUGUAUAUAACGUUGUGAUCUUAAUGUACUGAAAUAAGGUUGGUUAUUAUGUAUAAAGAAGUUCCAGUUUUAACAGAGCAGUAGAUAUUGAGA
Molecule: messenger RNA, 1650 nt
Organism: Eruca vesicaria subsp. sativa (arugula)
Lineage: Eukaryota; Viridiplantae; Streptophyta; Magnoliopsida; Brassicales; Brassicaceae
Source: the annotation of a GenBank genome assembly